CAAUGGGAGCUCACCCAUCGCUCGGACACCAAUCAGGGUGGUGCGGAGAUCGGGAUAAAGUGGGAAGCACGGGCUUAGAAUUAAAUUGGUGCCUCAAUUUCCUUGCUUAUUCAGUAAAGCGUCACCAUGCCCUUCAGCAACAGUCACAACCUCCUGAAAAUGAAAUAUUCUUCCAAGGACGAAUUUCCAGAUUUGAGCAAGCACAACAACCACAUGGCCAAAGUCCUGACCCCGGAGAUGUACAGCAAGUUGCGAGAUAAGCAGACCCCCAGCGGAUUUACCCUUGACGAUAUCAUUCAGACUGGAGUGGACAACCCAGGUCACCCAUUUAUUAUGACAGUAGGUUGUGUUGCUGGAGAUGAAGAAAGCUACGAGGUUUUCAAAGAUCUUUUUGAUCCAGUUAUUCGGGACCGCCAUGGUGGCUACAAACCUAGUGACAAGCACAAAACUGACCUUCACUCGGAGAAGCUCAAGGGUGGUGAUGACCUGGAUCCUAACUAUGUGCUGAGUAGCAGAGUCCGCACUGGCCGCAGUAUUCGUGGCUUUUGCCUUCCCCCUCACUGUAGCCGAGGGGAGCGCCGUGCUAUUGAGAAACUUUCAGAGGACGGUUUGAAAAGUCUAGAUGGUGAAUUUUCUGGAAAAUACUAUGCCCUGAAGAACAUGACUGACGAGGAACAGCAGACCCUAAUUGAUGACCACUUCCUGUUUGACAAGCCUGUGUCUCCAUUGCUGCUGGCCUCUGGGAUGGCUCGUGACUGGCCUGAUGGCAGAGGCAUUUGGCAUAAUAACAAUAAGACUUUCCUCGUUUGGGUAAAUGAAGAAGAUCAUCUUCGUGUUAUCUCCAUGCAGAAAGGUGGAAACAUGAAGGAAGUCUUCACCCGUUUCUGCACUGGACUAUCAAAGAUUGAAAAUCUCUUCAAAAGCAAUGGCCAUGCAUUUAUGUGGAAUGAGCACCUUGGCUACAUCUUGACAUGCCCAUCUAACCUGGGGACUGGCCUGCGUGCUGGUGUUCAUGUGAAACUGCCCAAUCUCAGCAAACACGAAAAAUUUGGCGAGGUUCUGAAACGACUGCGACUGCAGAAGCGUGGCACAGGUGGAGUUGACACAGCUGCAGUUGGUGGUAUUUUUGAUAUUUCCAAUGCUGACCGCCUAGGCUUCUCUGAAGUUGAAUUGGUUCAAAUGGUGGUCGAUGGUGUAAAGCUGCUAAUUGAAAUGGAGAAAUGCCUUGAAAAAGGCCAGGCCAUUGACAGCCUUAUCCCAGCUCAGAAGUAAAGUCACUUUAUCUCAACUUCUAACCUAUUCACUGGAUAUAUUGUAUAAUAUAUUAAAAUAAAUCCAAGAUGCCAGUCUGGAAUGGGGGGGGGGGGGGUGAGCCUGGUCUUUGACAUAAAUGUAGUAGAAAUCUUGAAGAUAUAAUCAUUGCAUUGUUGUUGCUGAUGAUGAAUUAAAAAUGAAUAAAUAUACUUUGGUCUGUACAAA
Molecule: messenger RNA, 1479 nt
Organism: Mobula hypostoma (lesser devil ray)
Lineage: Eukaryota; Metazoa; Chordata; Chondrichthyes; Myliobatiformes; Myliobatidae
Product: creatine kinase B-type
Exons: 8
Coding region: 127-1272 (381 amino acids)
Biological process (GO): phosphocreatine biosynthetic process
Molecular function (GO): creatine kinase activity
Source: RefSeq, a predicted model, not a curated record